Galendromus occidentalis (western predatory mite) is the source of this 3088-nucleotide messenger RNA. RefSeq names its product poly(A) binding protein (gene pAbp). NCBI's taxonomy places the organism in Eukaryota, Metazoa, Arthropoda, Arachnida, Mesostigmata, Phytoseiidae. The coding region runs from base 1 to 1983 and encodes 660 amino acids. The transcript has 2 exons. The record is from RefSeq and is a predicted model, not a curated record. Gene Ontology annotation, molecular function: RNA binding.
AUGAAUUCCGGCGGAGGUAACUACACCAUGGCGUCUCUGUACGUCGGAGACCUGGAUCCAGAUGUUACGGAGUCGAUGCUGUUCGAGAAGUUCUGCCAAGCUGGGCCCGUGCUCUCCAUCAGGGUAUGUAGGGACAUGAUCAGUCGUCGCUCGCUCGGCUAUGCCUACGUGAACUUCCAUCAACCGGGCGAUGCCGAGCGUGCGUUGGAUACGAUGAAUUUCGAGCCGCUCAAGAACCGUCCCAUGCGUAUCAUGUGGAGCCAGCGAGACCCUUCACUCCGUAAGUCCGGCGUCGGCAAUGUCUUCAUCAAGAACCUGCACAAAGAUAUCGACAACAAGGCGAUCUUCGAUACGUUCUCGGCGUUCGGCAACAUUCUAUCGUGCCGAGUGGCGACCGACGAGCAGGGCAACUCACGCGGCUACGGAUUUGUGCAUUUCGAGACCGAAGAAGCAGCUAAUGAAGCUAUCAACAAAGUCAACGGUAUGUUGCUGAACGAGAAGAAAGUCUUCGUCGGCAAGUUCGUGCCCCGAUCCGAACGAGAGCGCAUGAUGGGCGACAAGGCCCGCCUCUUCACCAACGUGUACGUGAAGAACUUCGGUGAAGAGCUCGAUGACGGGAAGCUCAAAGAGAUGUUCGAGGUUUACGGAAAGAUCACCUCAGCUCGAGUCAUGACCGACCAGACCGGAAAAUCGAGAGGCUUCGGCUUUGUUUCAUUCGAGAAUCCUGACAACGCUGAACAGGCUGUCAAGGAACUUAACGACAAAGAGCUCGGAAACGGCAAGAAAAUAUAUGUCGGUAGAGCUCAGAAGAAAGCCGAGCGCCUCUCGGACCUCAAGAGGAAAUUCGAACAACUUAAAAUGGAACGUAUGACUCGGUACCAAGGGGUGAAUCUCUACGUUAAGAACCUCGACGACGUCAUCGACGAUGAAAGACUACGACGUGAAUUCGCGCCAUACGGUACGAUCACCUCUGCCAAGGUAAUGAUGGACUCAACAGGAGCCCGUUCGAAAGGAUUCGGAUUCGUGUGCUUCUCAUCUCCCGAAGAGGCCACCAAGGCUGUCACGGAGAUGAACGGUCGCAUCAUAGUACAGAAACCCCUGUACGUUGCCCUGGCUCAGAGGAAGGAGGACCGUCGCGCUCAUCUGAGCUCUCAGUUCGUCCAAAGAUUCACGGGAGUGCGCGUACCAUUCGGCCAAAUGCCCUUCAAUCAUUCCACUCCGACGAGCUUCAUUGUGCCGGCCUCAAUGCACCCGCGGGCCUUCUUCGCCAGCGGAAACGUUGCCAACAACGUUCGCCCCCAGAGAUGGGCGGGAGGACAGCAGAUCCGCGUCUCAGGCCAAUACGCCAUGGCCGGAGGAGCUCCGAUGGCCACGGCAGCCGCCGCCAACUUCCAGAGAGCACCGCGUCCCACCAUGCAGGGUCAGAACGCCGGGGUUGCGGCCGCUCGCAACGCGACAAUGAGUUCAACGCGCCCCAUAACUAGCACGAUCCACGGCGCCGCCGGCUCUGGGACUCAGAGCAGGAACCGCGUGGGAGUCGCACCCCAACAAGCGCCAAACAGCCGCCCCACAUUCAAAUUCACUAACAGCGUUCGCAAUGCUCAACCGUCUACGCCAGCUGGUGCUGCGCCGAUGAACGCCAGCAACGCCGUGCUCGUCCAAGGCCAAGAACCCUUGACCACUCAGAUGUUGGCCGAAGCCUGCCCAAGGGAUCAAAAGCAGAUGCUGGGAGAACGACUAUUCCCAUUGAUCUACGCCAUGCAUGCAGAUCUCGCAGGAAAGAUCACAGGAAUGUUGCUCGAAAUCGACAACUCUGAACUUCUGCACAUGCUCGAGCACAGCGAAAGUCUCCGAGCCAAAGUCGAGGAAGCCGUGGCCGUACUCCAGGCCCAUCAAGCCAAGGAGGAAAUCUCACGAACCCAGAACCCGCCUGAUGCGCCCAAGACGAUGGCCGAAGUCGUCGCUGCCGGCAAGAAAGACUAAGACGACGCCCGACCCGCCAAGCCCCUCCAGACAAGACCCAUCCGACAAGUACAACAGCCUUAAAAUGAACAGCAACAGCAUUUGGAGGGGCGAAACAUCCUUCUCGAUACCUUUGAAUUUGAGUUGAAACAUCACUCUAUGAAGUAACGAAGACAUCUUACAUCUAUUUCGCGCUGAAGCGAUCCUCGUCGUGCUGAAGUCUCUUCUUCCGACCCCCGAACACCGGGUCCAACGAAAGGUUGAAAGCAAGUUGAGCAUCUCAAGCAGCCGAGAGGGAAAGCGUGGUAAAUCGCAGAAAAUCAGUUCAAACAAGGUGUCAUCCUGUUUGUUCUGAACUUUGAGACAUAAGCAUAAAACAAGGUGAAAACCUGAAGCAUUCUCGGAAAAAAAAACACCAAAAAAAUCGCAAAACCCCAAGAAAAACUCCGCGUCAACAGUGGUCGAAACGCGGAGCCAAAAAAAACCUUCAAGGAAGACGCAACCUUUAUUUCAAGCAACCUGUAAAAUGAAGAACGACAACAUCAACAAUUCAACAAGCGAGUGUUCUGCUCCGGCCCCGUCGCAACUUGAAACGCCGUCGGAGUGCAGACGGAACGAAAGCAGAAAAUCAGCCGAGGAAUCUCCCGACGAUUCCUCGGUUUGCAAGUUACAAAUGAGAUUCGAUCAACACCAUCAAUCUGAAAAAAAAGAAACAGCCACAGCAUCUACAUCAACUGUUGAAGCACAAUUCGGCCUUCCCACCUCAAUCAUUAUUAUGAUCAUAUACCCAACUAUGAUGAUGAUAAAACACGAAACUAACUUCUAGUAAUUUUUCAUUUCUAUUCCAAUGAGCAUCAAGGUACUUUCAAGCAUUGCAGACACUGACGAGUUCAGCUAGAAUGUGAUGUAAGAGAGAGCACAACUCUCCGUGGUUUUUCUAUCCUUUAAUCCUUUCCUUCAAGACUUGAGCGAACAAGAUUGUUCAACUUUUUUCUCUUGGUCGCUUUUAUGAAAAAUCUUCAAAGAUGUCAUCUUCUGGAACGAAUUUAUGACCGGAAAUUCGCGCUGACCAAUUGAAUAAACGAAAAAGAUAAGCAACAUUCAUUGCAAAUACGGGAACAUAAAA